AUGAUACGACGAGUAUAUGGAUGUGGAUUAUCUGCUUCGGGUGCUUUGGCUAUUCCAAGUCUUGUCAAACCUCGACAAAUUGACGGAGAAACACCAGUUACGGCGAAACAAGUGAAAUAUCCGAAACGAAUCGAUUUGGAUGAUGUUAGACAUAUUUCUGCAGGCUUUGGUUUCUCACUAUUUGCAUCAGAAAAUGUUUUGUAUGGUUCAGGAUUGAAUAAUCGGUGAGAUUUUUUUAUAAAUUCAGCAGAGAAUGUGAAUAAUUGAAAUCCUUCUCUCUAAUUGUCAAAAUAUAAUUCAUCUCUAGAUUCCAGAUUGCUUGCAAACAAUCAGAAGAAUACAUGAUUCGCGCAAAACGAAUUCGAUUAGCUGAAGAUCCAAAAAUCUUGCAAAUAUCCUCAGGGCGCGCACAUUCUCUAAUUCUCACAACUAAUGGAGUCUUUGCAUUCGGCGAAAAUUGUUUUGGACAAUGUGGUUUUGACCCGCAAAAAAGCGAAACACUUCGAAAACCAACUCGUCUCAACAUUGAGGAGAAUAUCAAAUAUAUUCAUUGCUCUUUGGACUCUUCAUUUUUGGUAACUCAGAAUGGAGAAGUUCUGUCAUUUGGUUUGAAUGAAGAUGGUCAAUGUGCAAAUUCGGAAUAUGGAAUUCAACAUGUUCCAACAAAAAUUGUCGGGGAGGCAAAUGACGCGAAAAUUGCAAAAGUUGCAGGAAGCACUGACACAAUUCUAGCUCUUUCUGAAAAUGGAGAAGUAUUAAUUUGGGGACAAACAGAAUAUGGACAAGGAUUAGAAUCAAGUCAAGGAGAUAUUCAAUUAAAUGUCAGUCGAAAUAUCUGCCGAAAUAUUGAAGUCUCUUCAAUUGCAUCCACUUCAUCUUCUUGUAUCAUUUCAACAUCUUCAGGAGAAGUUUAUGUAUGGGGAAUUGGAGUUCUUGGAAUGGGACCAAAAACUGAAAAAUUAUCUGGGUUAACAAAAAUGGAUCAACCAUUAUUCGAUGAUUUGAAAGUCAAACAAAUUUAUGCUGGAAAUACGAAUAUGGCAGCAUUGAACGAAAAAGGAAAUCUAUUUGUUUGGGGAGAAAAUCGGUUGGUUUUUUAUUUUUUUUUGUUGCUAGGGAUUAUCUUAUCAAAAUUUUUAUAUAUUUCAGUUUCUCAACACUUGGCCUCGGUCACAAAGAUCGUCAACAUUUUCCAUUUCGAAUUUCGAUUCCCGGCUCAAUCGAAAAUCUUUCACUAGGACCAGAUAUCUCAUUAUUUUUAGCGUCCUGA
Messenger RNA from Caenorhabditis angaria, 1270 nucleotides. The record is from the annotation of a GenBank genome assembly. Lineage: Eukaryota; Metazoa; Nematoda; Chromadorea; Rhabditida; Rhabditidae.